Messenger RNA from Schistosoma guineensis, 763 nucleotides. Lineage: Eukaryota; Metazoa; Platyhelminthes; Trematoda; Strigeidida; Schistosomatidae. The record is from the annotation of a GenBank genome assembly.
UAUUUUAAUUUACUAAAAUUUAUUACAAAUGGAUUUAACAAGAAGUUCAUUAUUAAUUGUCAGUUUAUUUAUCCAGAUUGUAUAUGUUAAAUCACAAUCAAAUUGUAAUUUUACCAAUCUUAUCGAAUGUUGCAGUAUUGAAGGUGGAAAACAAGCACUAACUUUUAUUCAAAGUCAACCUAUUGGAAUUAAUACUGAACAAGUCGUAAAAUACUAUACGGAUUUGUGCAAGUUUCGUACGUUGUAUGAACAGGCAUCAUUUAUUAAAGCACAAUAUGAAAAAUUAUCAACUGCAGAUUUAACUACUAUGUUUACUACACCUAAACCUACACAAAAAUCUACUAUUACACCUAGAACUACACAGAAACCUACUAUAACUACACAGAGACCUACUGGAACUAGAACUACACAGGAAACUACCGUAAGUACACAGAAACCUACUGCAACUAAAACUACACAGGAAACUACCGUAAGUACACAGAAACCUACUGCAACUAAAACUACACAGGAACCUACCAUAAGUACACAGAAACCUACUGCAACUAAAACUACACAGAAACCUACUUAUACUAUACUUAGAACUACAGAAAAAUCUACUACACAAAUAAUGAACAGAACUAAUGCUCCAUAAGUGUUCGAAUCUUCACUGGGAAUAAAUUUGGACAAUGUCAGGAGUAAAACAAAACAAACAAAAAAAUAACCCAGUUCAUAACUGUAGCAAUGUAGACAAUUAAUUAGUAAAUACAAAUAUAUAAAUUACAUG